Messenger RNA from Alternaria ethzedia, 1290 nucleotides. RefSeq lists its product as uncharacterized. The coding region runs from base 1 to 1290 and encodes 429 amino acids. The record is from RefSeq and is a predicted model, not a curated record. NCBI's taxonomy places the organism in Eukaryota, Fungi, Ascomycota, Dothideomycetes, Pleosporales, Pleosporaceae. Gene Ontology annotation, cellular component: nucleus. Gene Ontology annotation, molecular function: protein binding. The transcript has 3 exons.
AUGUUCGCAUGCCAAAAGGACGCAUGGAAUCGGGGACAUAAGCAUGAGUGCAAGAUGCUGAAGCCAACGGCUGGUAGACCUCUCCCCAAAGCCUUACUUGCAUGUAUGGAACUAUUCAUUAGGCGAAAGCAUGGUUUGAUUUCCGAUGAAGAAUGGGAGCUGCUUUGUCGCUUACCUUCGCACAUUGACGACUUCAAGCGGAACGGAACCUACGAGAAUAUCGAACUCAUGGCUAUGGGUGUCGGUCAGUUCUCGUCGUUGCAAAACCUCUUCGACAAGGACUUUGUUGCAGCGAUGUAUGGUCGAGUAAUGUCAAAUGCUCUGACACUGAUCACACCUACGUUAGAUCCUCUAGGUAUCAUGAUCGACCCUACACUCUGCCAUAUGAAUCACUCCUGUAACCCGAACGCAUACAUCAUGAUGGAUGGUCCGCGAGUAAGCAUUCGUACACUCCGACCCAUCAAGAAAGACAAAGAAAUCUACAUUUCGUACAUUGAUGCUACGAAUCCCUACCACAGGCGACAAGAAGAGCUCCAAUCCCGCUGGUUCUUUACCUGCCGCUGCGCCCAAUGUCAGGAAAAGGCGACUCUCCAGGAAGACAACUGGCUGGUACCAUCAAGGCCUGGAUGGGUCUUGGGAGCCGAAGUUGCGUCCAUGGCAGAAACUCAGGAGAAGCUGUUUGGUCUCUAUGCGGAACUCCAAGCAACAGAAAGCCCCCUGCUUGUUAGAGCAGCGAUCAGGCAAGCACUCAAGAUUUGCCAUGAGGCAAUGUUUCUGCCGAUUUAUCGACAACCAUAUGCUGCACUCCGCGACGACUUGAUUGUGAACUUGCUUUCCGAGGGACGUUACCAGGACGCAUGGGCGCAAUGUGCAAAGCGGUACAAGUACAUCCUUCCCAAGCUCUACCCAGUCUCGUUCCACCCGGUCCGGGUAGUACAAACAUGGCAAAUGGCGAUGUUGGCCGCAUACCUAGCAAGUACUCCAGAGGGUGUAGGUGCACCAGAGGUGAAUAUGGGUCUCAUUGCCAUGAUGCUGGUAAAGCAGGUGUUGAAUGUAGCGCACUUGAGCCAUGGGCCGGCUAGUGCAUUCACAAAGAGUGUGAAGGCCAAAGCGGAAGAGAUGACAGAAGAGCUCAAGAGGAGUCUUGGGAACGCAAACAGUGAUGUCAUGAACAGGGAGCUUGAGGUUCAGAGAGACAGGCUGAUGGAGAUGGGGCAUUGGGCUCAGGACGGCCAGAUAGAGGAACGGGCAAAGAUUCUAACACUGCACGAGAAAGCCUUCAGUGUAUGA